UUUCAAAAUCGUUCAGCCCUUUUAUCUAUCCAUCGAUAAAUUGACACGAAUUUGCAGCCAUAUUCAAUAAUACACGUGUACGUCGCAACGGUUGAGAUUCGUGCACUGUGAUUCGUACGCGUGUCCUUCCACUCCCUUCAUCCUCAUUUGAGCCAUCAUCAAGCCUCUUAAUUGCAUUUUAAGUGCAUAUUCCUCAAGUUAAUUUCUUGUACGAUUGCUUAUCACUUCCCUCGCGAGGGACGGGAAUGGAAAGUGGGGAAGGGAAGUGUGCACGUGUGUGUGUGUGUGUGGGGGGGGGGGGUACGUGUUGUAUUUAUCCAAGCGUCUGUUUUAUUGCGCGCAGGACAAUAAAGAAUGUCGAAUUAGAAGCCAUCGUGCGUUUGUUUAAGUGCGCCAAGCAUCAUAUCGCCCCGGCGCAAUGAGGCUUCAAGUGCACAAUGACAUGUGGCGUCUUUGUGCUGCUUGCUGUUCUAACAUGGACGUGCAUGUGGCCUUGGCGUUUUUUUUUCCCUGCCGCCUCGUACGCCCUUCAUUAAUAAGGCUGGAGGUCAACGUCAAUGCUUCCGCGUCCACGGACGUGCGUGGGAGGAGGUGGUGGGGGGUGGGGGGGCAACCUCGCGAACGGCAACUUGUCAACUUGUUGUCAAUGAGUGAGACUGAAUGAAAAUAUCGCAGUUCCUCUUCUUCGUCUUGUACUUGUUCCCGAUGGCGCAAGAGAGGAGUUUCCCCCAGCAUCCAGGGAGCCAAUGGAGGCUCUCCCACCGUCUCACAUGAGUUUCUCAGGACGGCUUUUUUUUUUUUAAUGACCGAUAUUGAUGUAUGGUAAUUUCUUGGCCGUGGAUCACAUGACACAAUUACCUCAAGAAUCGAUCAAGAUGUAUAGCGAGCCCGCUCGCGGCUCUUUGCUCGCGUCGGGACUGGCGAGCCAAACGGGCUAAGUUGAAAGGACACAAGCCGCGGAGAAGAAGUCUCCUCCUCCGCUUUCUCCACCCGUCGCCGCAGACAUGACGGACUACGACGAGCGCGCGUCCAACAUGUAUCUGCCCAGCUGCACUUACUACGUCUCCACACCCGAUUUCACGUCCGUCUCCUCCUUUUUGCCGCAAAGCACCUCGUGCCAGGUGAAUUUCCCCUACUCGGCCAACAUCGGACAACCUGUUCGCGAGGUCUCCUUCAGGGAUUACGGACUGGAGCACCCCAGCAAAUGGCACUACCGGGGCAACUACGCGUCCUACUACUCCUCGGAGGAGAUCAUGCACCGGGAUUUGAUCCAGUCGUCCUUCAAAAGCGAGAACCUGUACGGCGGCGGCCACCACGCGGGCACCGGCUCGCCCUGCAACCUCUUCCCCGGCGUGGGACGCAACGGGGUCCUGCCGCAGGGCUUCGACCAGUUCUUCGACGGCUCCAACCCGGACAAGAACGCCGCCGAGCCGCCGCCGCCGCCGCCGCAGCCCAGGCAAAAAGCUGCCGAGGACGCGGCCGGGGACGCCAAAGUGGACCAGCGCGCCGGAGACACGGCGGCCAGCGUGGACGACGACUCGUCGUCCAACUGUGGCGACAAGAACAGCCAGCAGACCUCGUCCAGCAAGUCACGGAAGAAAAGGUGUCCCUACUCCAAGUACCAGAUCCGAGAACUUGAACGAGAGUUCUUCUUCAACGUCUACAUCAAUAAGGAGAAGCGCCUGCAGCUCUCCAGGAUGCUCAACCUGUCCGACCGCCAAGUCAAGAUCUGGUUCCAAAACAGACGAAUGAAGGAGAAGAAGCUCAACCGCGACCGUCUACAGUACUUCACUGGCAACCCCCUCUUCUGAUACACAGUAGAAAUACACUAACAAU
Messenger RNA from Hippocampus comes (tiger tail seahorse), 1836 nucleotides. It is a transcript of the gene hoxd11a, whose product is annotated as homeobox D11a. Bases 1005 to 1811 code for a protein of 268 amino acids. Gene Ontology annotation, molecular function: RNA polymerase II cis-regulatory region sequence-specific DNA binding; DNA-binding transcription factor activity, RNA polymerase II-specific. The record is from RefSeq and is a predicted model, not a curated record. The transcript has 2 exons. Gene Ontology annotation, cellular component: nucleus. NCBI's taxonomy places the organism in Eukaryota, Metazoa, Chordata, Actinopteri, Syngnathiformes, Syngnathidae. Gene Ontology annotation, biological process: regulation of transcription by RNA polymerase II; anatomical structure development.